Molecule: messenger RNA, 1089 nt
Organism: Purpureocillium lilacinum
Lineage: Eukaryota; Fungi; Ascomycota; Sordariomycetes; Hypocreales; Ophiocordycipitaceae
Biological process (GO): nucleotide metabolic process
Molecular function (GO): ATP:ADP adenylyltransferase activity; ATP binding
Source: RefSeq, a predicted model, not a curated record
AUGUCGCGCGGCAUCAGGGCGCCGGCGAACCUGCCCGAGCUCGUCAAGACGGCCUUUGCCCGCGCCCGCGGGGAUGGCGACCUGCACUACUUUCCCACGCAGGUCACCAUCCUGCCCGUCGGCAACGUUCCCUUCCAACUGCGCUUCUCGCCCGCCCUCGCCAACAAGCCCAAAGCCCCCUCCCCUCCCGCGGGCUCCUCCCCGUCACGACGCCAGCAGGCGGCGCCGCCAGACCCCUUCGCCGACCCCCCGCGCGCGCUCUUCGUCGCGGACCUCGGCCCCGCGCACUACCUCGUGCUCAACAAAUUCGCCAUCGUGCCGGAGCACUUCAUCCUCGCGACGCGCGCCUUUGAGCACCAGACGGACGUGCUCGCCGCGGCGGACCUCGAGGCCGCGCUGGCGUGUAUCCGCGCGUACGACGACGACAGCGCCGACGCGGGGGAGCUGUUUGUCUUCUUCAACUGCGGCGAGCACUCGGGCGCCAGUCAGCCGCAUAGGCAUCUGCAGCUGCUGCCCGUGCGGCGCAUGAGGGACGGGCUGGUGGAGGGCCAGGAGAAGGAGGAGGCGGAGGGGGUGCACCGUGGCGGAGAGGGGAGGAGCACGUGGGAUGUGUUGGCUGACGGCGCGGACCUGGCGGGCGUGCCGUUUGCGACGUUUGCAGAGGAUAUUCACCUGGGCAUGUCUUCCGCGGACUUGUUUGCCGCGUACCUGCGCCUCUACCGGCGGGCGUGUCACGCGGUAGCGGCUUAUAACGGUGACGGGCAGCCCACGGGCGAGGGAGACGAGAGCCAGGCAGUACCACCUGCGACGGGCCCGACGAGGAUCAGCUACAACAUGGCCAUGACAAGGCGCAGGCUCGUCGUGUGCCCGCGGCUCGCGGAGGGCGACGUCGUAAGGAGCGGGAGCGGGAGCGAGGAGAGACCCGUGGGCAGGCUGGCCCUCAACGGGACGGUGCUGGCGGGCACGGCGCUGGUCAAGACGCAGGCGGAGUGGGACGCGCUGAGGGAGGAUCCGGGACAGCUGGCGGGCGUGCUGGCGAGGAUUGGGCUCCCGCGACGGAUGGGCGACGUGGACGGGGCGAUGCUGUGA